This is a messenger RNA of Staurois parvus, 298 nucleotides long. NCBI's taxonomy places the organism in Eukaryota, Metazoa, Chordata, Amphibia, Anura, Ranidae. The record is from the annotation of a GenBank genome assembly.
CCCCUGACCCUUUGUCUGGAAAAUGCUGAUUGGCCCUGUGCUGAUCACAUGCACCCCACCCCAGAAAAAAACUCUCUAGCAAUACACACCAAACAUGAGCAGAGUGUCUCCUAGAGCUCUGUACUAUCAGCAGAUGGACUGGGGACUGUGGAAGAAGGGGAGGAUCAGAGAAGACAGAAUGAAACAGCCUUUUUACACAAUGGAGAGGAUUAACUCCUUAGGUUCCACAGUGAGAAUAACAAGCAUGCUUUACUGCAUAUACAGACUGAUUUUACUGGUCUUGAGUUUAGUAACACUU